This is a messenger RNA of Drosophila grimshawi, 640 nucleotides long. RefSeq lists its product as uncharacterized. Lineage: Eukaryota; Metazoa; Arthropoda; Insecta; Diptera; Drosophilidae. The record is from RefSeq and is a predicted model, not a curated record. The transcript is spliced from 3 exons. The coding region runs from base 50 to 577 and encodes 175 amino acids.
CAAAUUAUCAAUCGUAUGCUGAAGGCGCACAAUACGAAUUCACUUGAGCAUGUUGUUAAAAUACUUUCCAAUAAUAUUGCUGCUGGCACAGUCUUUGCUGGCGGCAUCAGCGCCGGCUGGCGUUGCAAAUGCUCAGCCACGUGCUCGGACCCAGAAGCAACUGGAGGAGGAGGCACACAAUGAGACAAUCAGUCUGCUGAAUGCCCUUUUCCGAGAACAGAUCGCCUACUUCAGCGGGGUGCGGGAGAAGCUGGAGCCGACCACCAAACGUGCCCAGGACAUUGAGCUGUAUGUGAGUCGACUUAACGUGGCCAUUGCCGAAAAUGAUCUGGACAGAAAAGAUGCCAUCUGGCUGAGCAUAUUCGAACAGUUCAAUAAAUCCCCGUUGCUGCUGAACAAGCAGGAGGAGACGGGUCUCAACGAUAGUGACUACCAGGCUCUGCUCACGGAUAAGAAGCUACAGGAGAUUACACAGAACUUCGUUCGUGAUGUGUCCACCUAUUUUUGGAAGAUUGCCCAGUUAAGUGGAAAAGUGCUCGAAAAUAGCAUCGAUCAGUAUAUGGCAAACCCCAAAUAGACAUUAUUUGUUUGUAAUUUAACCAAAUAUAUCGAAAGUUUUGCUACUUAACUAUCCAAAUUA